This is a messenger RNA of Lycium ferocissimum, 2687 nucleotides long. RefSeq names its product E3 ubiquitin-protein ligase WAV3-like. Lineage: Eukaryota; Viridiplantae; Streptophyta; Magnoliopsida; Solanales; Solanaceae. The transcript is spliced from 2 exons. The record is from RefSeq and is a predicted model, not a curated record. The coding region runs from base 162 to 2306 and encodes 714 amino acids.
AUUGUAAAAGAUAACACUACAAUCAAGAACACCAAAAAACAAGAACCAAAAAAUCACUCUAUUCUCCAUCAUUUCUUUUCUCUAAUAUGUCUAUAUGAAUCUUGAUUAAUUCUUCUCAUUACAAUCUUGGGUUAUAUUCUUUUUCUUCAAAAAAUAAUAAUAUGGGAAGUAAAUGGAGAAAAGCAAAGUUAGCAUUGGGUUUAAAUAUGUGUUUAUAUGUACCAAAAACACUUGAAGAUUCACCGGCCACGGUGGCCGGAGAAAGGUUUUCCGAUGUUGUUUCGUUGUCUCCGACCAGUCCACGUAGGCACUCCGACUGCCACGUGGAUAUGCCUACUACACCAACUCCAUCUUCAUCUGGUUUGAGAUUGCCUAAACAACAUAGCUACAAAUCUUCUAAGAGUACGUGUGCAAUAUGUUUGAUGAGCAUGAAAGCAGGCCAAGGUCAUGCAAUUUUUACAGCAGAAUGCUCACAUUCAUUCCAUUUCAACUGUAUCACUUCGAAUGUAAAGCACGGGAACCAAAUUUGUCCAGUUUGCAGAGCAAAAUGGAAAGAAAUACCCUUUCAGAGUCCUCUUACUGAUAAUAUAUCACACCCAAGGUCUCGGAACGGACAUGUACAUAUGUCUGAAGAUGAUGCCUGGAUGACAGUUGUAAGACGGAUCCCUCCUGCUCGAUUGGACACCAAUCGCAACAUUUCUACACUUUUCCAAACUGCGGAGCCAGGUGUUUUUGAUGAUGAUGAAGUUGUCGAUCACCAAUCCUUCAGCAGCCACAAAAACUCAUCAACCGAUGUGGGUAAUCAUCAUUCCGUAGGGGCAAUAGAAGUGAAAACAUGGCCGGAAAUCUCUGCUGUUUCAAAAUCAGCAUCUCACAAAAACUUUGCUGUUUUGGUGCAUCUCAAAGCCCCGCACGCUGGUCAGAGUUCCCGAGCUCCGGUUGACCUUGUGACUGUUCUUGAUGUUAGCGGAAGCAUGGCUGGUACAAAGCUUGCUUUGCUAAAGAGAGCAAUGGGGUUUGUGAUUCAAAACCUAGGCCCUGCUGACAGGCUUUCUGUCAUUGCCUUCUCUUCUACUGCUCGUCGUCUCUUUCCUCUUCGUAGGAUGAGUGAUACUGGUAAGCAAGAAGCACUACAAGCUGUGAAUUCACUCAGUUCCAAUGGUGGGACAAACAUCGCUGAGGCCCUAAAGAAGAGUGCCAAGAUCAUGACUGAGCGGAAGUGGAAGAAUCCCGUCAGCAGCAUAAUAUUGUUGUCUGAUGGACAAGACACGUAUACCGUUAACAGUCCUAGCGUGGCCGCUACACAGAUUAAUUACCGUUCAUUACUUCCUGUUUCCAUGCAGCGUAUUAAUGCAGCUUCAGGUCUCCAUAUUCCGGUGCAUGCGUUUGGUUUCGGUGCUGACCAUGAUGCAGUGUCAAUGCACUCAAUCUCAGAAGCUUCAGGCGGAACCUUUUCCUUCAUAGAAGCUGAAAGCGUUAUUCAAGAUGCUUUUGCUCAGUGCAUUGGCGGCCUCCUAAGUGUGGUGGUCCAGGAAUUGCGUGUGGAAGCUGAAUGCGUUCAUCCUGUUUUACGUCUCAGUUCGAUAAAAGCCGGAAGUUAUAAUUCUAGUUUAACGUCUGAUAACAGAAGUGGCAAUAUUGAAGUUGGAGACUUAUAUGCAGAUGAAGAAAGAGAUUUCUUGGUCAUGAUAGAUAUUCCUGCUGAUAAUAGGUCAAGCAACGAUAUGACACUCGUAAAAUUUAAGUGUACAUAUAGAGACCCUUUAUCGAAAGAUUUAGUAACCUUGGAUGAUGUUCGUGAAGUCAAAAUCGAGAGGCCCGACACAAUUGGACAACUUGUUGUGUCAAUGGAAGUUGACAAGCAGCGUAACCGGCUUCGAUCAGCGGAAGCGAUGGCAGAAGCAAGAGCUGCAGCUGAAAACGGUGAUUUAGGGGCUGCAGUGUCCGUUCUCGAGCGUUGCCGGAUAAAGUUAUCGGAAACCGUGUCAGCUCAAGCUGGAGACAGGCUAUGUCUUGCAUUGGAUGCUGAGCUGACAGAAAUGCAAGAGAGGAUGGCAAAUCGUCGAGUUUAUGAAACAUCGGGUAGAGCUUAUGUUUUGUCAGGACUAAGUUCCCACUCAUGGCAGAGGGCAACAGCUCGUGGCGAUUCAACUGAUAGUACGAGCUUGAUUCAGGCUUACCAGACACCGUCCAUGGUUGACAUGGUUAGCCGAUCACAAACAAUGUACCUCGGUAGUCCUGCUCCUCGACCUCGACCACAUCUAAGGCCAGUGCAAUCAUUUCCUGCACGACAACAGCCUAGGUGAUCCUAAGACACGCCUUUUCUUCCUGCUCUUUUGUUCUUUUAUCCUAUUUCAAUCUUUCGGGUUUUGGGAUAGCUUUGAGCUAUAUGGAAAAUGGAAGGGGGUAUAUUUCUAGUAAAAUGUACAUUAAUAAAGAAGAUUUUGGCAAGAAAUCGUGGGUAAAAACAAAAGGUGCACAGCCAGUAAUUUGGCUUCAAGAGGAAUUGGUGAGGGUUAGAAUUAAAUCUUUUGACUAUUAUGGGUGUAUAAGGAGAAAUUCAUGUGUUCUCUUUUGAUGAGUUUUGGGGUAUAGUCCAUUGUAAUUGUGGGUAUACGGGGGAGUUUCUUGAAUUUAUAUAUGACAAUUUUCGUCACUAUUCUUUGAGGAGCUCAAUUUAGUGACUU